Molecule: messenger RNA, 748 nt
Organism: Hydra vulgaris (swiftwater hydra)
Lineage: Eukaryota; Metazoa; Cnidaria; Hydrozoa; Anthoathecata; Hydridae
Product: membrane-associated progesterone receptor component 2
Cellular component (GO): membrane; endoplasmic reticulum; endomembrane system
Source: RefSeq, a predicted model, not a curated record
UAGAUCUAUAUUUAUAGGGAGCAAAGCAUUGUGACAAGAUACUUGAAAUUACGUAAUAAGCAGUUAUCUAAAUGAUAUAAUGUCUACAUUUUUGUCAUCUUUAUCCGACUACAUAACAUUGCCUGUAUUAGUUGGUUUACUAAUAGGUGUUGUUUUGGUUAUAAUAAAAAUUUUACUAACUAAAAAGCCUGAAGAUGAUGAAUUUGUAUCAAAACAUGAAGAACUGCCUCCUAUGCCAAAAAGAGAUUUUACUGUUACAGAGCUCAGACAUUACAAUGGUAUCAAUGAUCCAAGAAUUUUAAUUGCUGUUAAUGGUAAAGUUUUUGAUGUCACAAGCGGUAAACAGAACUAUGGCCCAAAUGGUCCAUACAGUGUGUUUGCUGGGCGAGAUGCAAGUCGUGGUUUAGGAAUGUUUUCUAUUGACGCUUCAACUGUAAAAGAUGAUUAUGAUGAUUUGUCUGAUUUAAAUUCUAUGCAGAUGGACUCAGUUUUGGAGUGGGAAAUGCAGUUCCGAGAUAAGUACGCCUGCGUGGGAAAAUUAUUAAAACCCGGAGAAAAGCAUUGUAAUUAUAAAGCCGAAGAGUCAGAGGAUGAAGGCAAAACAGAAAGUGAAAAGAAAAGUGAUUAAUUUGAAAAAUGAUAUAAUGCAAAUGUGUUCACUAUCACUGUAUCCUUGUCAAUUGCAAAUACUUAAUAUAACUGACAUCUAUUUCUUUGAGAAUGUUCAUUAUAAUUUAUUUCAGUUUAA